GCGCGCGGUACGCAAGGGACUCAAGGUGAAGACUCGGAGUGAUAUGCAUGUACUGACGAGCAGCUGUUCAGGUGACCUUCCCAAGGGGGCGCAUUGCCACAUCAGUGUCAGGGGAGCAGAGAAAUUAGGGGGGGUCGCAGUCCCAUUUUGUAGAGAAGGCAGGCAGGAUGGCAGCCGUUGCUUUGGCAAAGGGUUCCUGCCUCGGCGCUGCCAUCAGGACACCUGCCAUUCCGUCAGCGUCCACUUCUAGCAGGGAUGCGGUCUUCCGCAGCUUUUCGGGGCUCACAUUGAGUGAAAAGAUGGAGCAGAGUGUGCCUGCGUUGAGAAGUACAGCGGCGAAGGUGGCUCCGCUGCAAAUAGGGUUGUUGGUAGAAGCGAAGCUGAUCAACCGGAAGGAACUGCGAUUGAAGAGGCACCGGCGCAUUAGAAAGAAAAUUUCCGGUACAUCGGAUCGCCCCCGGAUGGCUGUCUACAGGUCAAACGCGCACAUCUAUGUCCAAGUGAUCGAUGACGAGAACCAGUGCACCAUUGCAGCAUCUUCCACAGUGAAGAAGGGCCUUAGGGAGACCCUCGAGAAGACUGCCGGCGCGACCUGCGAACACGCAGCGGCCGUGGGCAAAGACAUUGCUGAGCAGCUCCUUGCAAAAGGUAUCAACGCUGUUAAGUACGACAGGGGCGGCUUCGUGUUUCAUGGACGGAUUAAGGCUCUUGCUGAUGCAGCUCGGGAAGCUGGUGUUGUAUUCUAAAGUUUCGCCCGUAGACACGAGAAGUUUGCCAGAAAAGUUUUUCUUUGGUGAGUUCUGAUAUGCUCAACCUAGAAGUUGCCAACACGAGAAGUUUGAGAGCAAGCCAUGUCCGGACAGGCGAUAUCAUCCGACUCUUUUGUAUUCAACCGGAUCAAUGAUAGCCUCUCCAGGUUACUAGGUCCUGGGUGAUCGACGUUGAAACCCGUUACACCAUGGAAUCUACUUGUGAGUUAACUCAGCACCGCUAGAAGCAUGCAGGAUUAUUCUCUUACUGAUCCCCGCAUGACUGCAAGCGUUGAUUUGCA
Messenger RNA from Klebsormidium nitens, 1051 nucleotides. Lineage: Eukaryota; Viridiplantae; Streptophyta; Klebsormidiophyceae; Klebsormidiales; Klebsormidiaceae. The record is from the annotation of a GenBank genome assembly.